Messenger RNA from Fomitiporia mediterranea MF3/22, 1794 nucleotides. RefSeq names its product PAP2-domain-containing protein. Gene Ontology annotation, biological process: inositol phosphoceramide metabolic process; sphingolipid biosynthetic process. Gene Ontology annotation, cellular component: inositol phosphoceramide synthase complex. Bases 71 to 1555 code for a protein of 494 amino acids. Lineage: Eukaryota; Fungi; Basidiomycota; Agaricomycetes; Hymenochaetales; Hymenochaetaceae. The record is from RefSeq and is a predicted model, not a curated record. Gene Ontology annotation, molecular function: inositol phosphoceramide synthase activity. The transcript is spliced from 2 exons.
CGUCGUUUCACGGCCGGCGCUGUUGCUCAUCGUCCUUAGCCUCUUACUCUCAUCAUCUGAGCUCACCAGGAUGCCACCGCGAAGGGCAAUGAGCGCAUCACCCGUGAGAGUACUCAACACACUCUUCGCAGCUCUCGUCGCAGCAAUAAACAGGCUAGACAAGUCACUGGAUCCUCGAGAUAGCAUCGUGAAGCUGCAACGACAUGAAUUUACUCUGAGCGAUUCAAUAUAUAUUUUUCAUGCCGCCCUUGCUAUCUUAUGGGUGUCCCUCUGGCCGCUUCCCCUACUCUUCAAGAUCAUCCUGCCACUCCUAUACAUCCUCGCUUUACUCGUCCCCUUCACAUCUCAGCUCCUCGUACCGGCUACACCGGUAAUUUCAUGGGUUAUGGCGUUCUUCAGCUCGAGGUUCAUACCAGUUGAAUACCGACCGUCAAUUUCUGUGUCACUCCUCCCAGCGCUCGAGAGUGUCUUGUAUGGAGCUAAUAUCUCCGAUAUACUCACACGCUUCACGCACCCGGUGUUAGAUAUUCUAGCAUGGUUACCGUAUGGCGUCCUACACUUUACACUUCCAGUCGUCGUAUCUAUAUUCCUCUGGCUCUUCCGACCGAAAGAAGUGUUACAUUUCUGGGCUCGAGCGUUUGGGUACAUGAACCUCAUUGGUGUUCUCGUACAAAUCGUUUUACCAUGUGCCGCUCCAUGGUACGAACUCAUUUACGGCCUCACUCCUGCUACGUACGCCGUACAUGGCUCUGCAGGAGGUCUAAUGCGCAUCGACGCGCUUUUCGGUGGCAACGGCUACCAAAAAACCUUCGCCUCCUCCCCAGUCGUUUUUGGUGCCUUCCCUUCCUUACACGCGGGCAACGCAACUAUCGAGGCACUCUUCUGGUCUCAUUUCUUCCCUCACAUGCGUACGGUUGCUUGGGCGUACGCUGGUGUGCUGUAUUGGGCAACGAUGUAUCUCACGCAUCAUUAUCUCGUUGACGUCGUUGGAGGUGCAUGCCUUGCCACCGCAUGUUUCUACCUCUUUCUGCCGAAUGAAUUACGUGGUGCGAACGCAACUCGCGGACCCGGAUCUAUAGCCGGACGUACACGUUCGAAACAUGAAUUGUACGACCUCGAAGUCCCCGCACAACGCGGUACUCGGGCUUUCGGUCACUCACGUGGGUUAAGCGGGAAGAGUCUCCGUCUCGACGGAAACACAGACACCGAGGGUGAUAGCGACGGCGGCGCGAGUGAGGUAGAAGAACAAGAUAUCGCGUACCGUUCACCUAAUCCUGGUACACCUAAUCCUGGUACACCUGUACCCGCAUCAGCCGUACCACUCAUCAAUAACAAUUCCUCAUAUUCCUCACAGAAUGGAAACGGGAAGAAGGGCGGUGGGCAUAAACAUAAACAUACUGCUUCUAUUGCGAGUUUGACGAGAGGUGCGGGUACGGAGGAUGAAGGGUGGAGUCCGAUUGGUGCGAGGGGUUUCGCGGUGCCUGGGACGCCUUCGAGGUUGGAGUUGGGUGUGGGAGAUGCGCAGGCUGUGAAGGGUGGUCAGCGGGGUUCGUAACGUUGGGUUAAUAGAGGGCUCUGUUUUCUCGAGUACAUUGUUUUCUUGAAUAAUUCCUCUGCACUGCCUUCUUUCCGUUCGUAAAUACAUAGUUGACCCUUUUUCUCGUGCCUUUCAUCAUUAUAUAAUUUUCCCCCUUUCACGUUUUUCGGCUUUCUUUUAGUGGGAUUCUUAUUUAUAGCAUUCCUUCACACCGAUAGAAUACCCAAUACCACACAAUCUUCUCCCCAGGGCCAGCG